AUGAAUACUGAAAUAUCAAGAGCAGAACUAUUAUAAUGGAUUAAUGACACCUUAAAACUCUCUCUAUAAAAAAUUGAAUAACUGGGAACUGGAGCAGUCUAUUGUUAAUUAAUUGAUGCAGUGCAUCCUGGGAAAGGUAAAUAUAUAAUAUCUCAAUCUAAGUUGCCUUAAAUAAAAUAAAUUGGAAAGCAAAACAAGAAUAUGAAUUUGUCAGCAAUUUUAAAGUUCUCUAAUAAGCAUUCUCUAAAUUAGGAAUUUAAAAACCUAUUGAAAUAGAAAAACUAACGAAAUGCAAAUAUUAGGAUAAUCUAGAGUUUUUAUAAUGGUUAAAGAAAUAUAUGGAUUAACAUGUUGUACCGAAAGAUUAUGAUCCUUAAGCAAAAAGAGGAAAUGCAGAAUUAGAUGAUCAACCAGCAAUUAUUCCUAAAAGAAAUCCAGAAAGAUCAAGAACUAGCAUAAGAAGAGAUACUUUUAAUAGUCCUAAUCAACUCUAAUAUUAAUCAAGCAUUCCUAAAACUAAUUCUUUUGCUCAUAUGGAACCUUAUUAAAAAAAAUAACCAUCCAUGUAAGAUUUACUUAUUCAAAUUGAAACUCUCAAACAAGAAAAAGAUUAUUACUUCUAAAAAUUUAAAGAAUUAGAUUUCUUUAUUGAAGGAGCUUCUCAAUUAACUCAAGAAUAAAUGUAUAAAGGAAUCAAAGAUAUCUUAUAUUUCACUGCUGAUAAAUCAGUUAUUGUCUUACCUAAUGGAGAACUUGAAGUUCAAGGAUUCCCUCCAUCCUCUGAAGAGUAAUCCUCAUCAUAAGAAGUUAUGUAAUAAGAAAUAGAUUUGUGA
Messenger RNA from Paramecium sonneborni, 833 nucleotides. NCBI's taxonomy places the organism in Eukaryota, Ciliophora, Oligohymenophorea, Peniculida, Parameciidae. The record is from the annotation of a GenBank genome assembly.